Molecule: messenger RNA, 807 nt
Organism: Cantharellus anzutake
Lineage: Eukaryota; Fungi; Basidiomycota; Agaricomycetes; Cantharellales; Hydnaceae
Exons: 5
Coding region: 19-678 (219 amino acids)
Source: RefSeq, a predicted model, not a curated record
CUUUCGUCAAUUCAGUCAAUGCACGCCCUUCGUCGUAGUUUGGCGCUGUCAUCCAGGCAGGCUUUCCUGCCUACCCGUGUCGCCAUCGUGCCUCUAGCAUUGAGUCAGACCAGGCAUUUUAGGCGACCCGAACAAACUUCGUUUGAGGAUCCGGAACGGCGUGGUCUUUACUAUCAUCUCGUUGGCGCCACCACCAACAAGGAAUUAUCCUCAUAUGCUGUUUCGUUCCUUGAAGAGCCACCCAGAAAUGUAUCGUCUCCCACCAUACUUGGGAUACUCCCUGCUGUCUCAUCGGAAGGCGAAGAAAGCCAAGAAGCUGGGCUUCAUGAUUUUCAGCCCAAUUCGAAGUUCCUCGAUAUCCUGCAUGACUCGAUUAAGGUUUCCCUGGAGCGUGACACUGACGAGACGAUUCGGGCCGAGGCUCAACAACGAGGAUCAGGGUGGAUGCAUGUCAUAGACUCUCGCAACGUACCUGCGCUGAAUCGUACAGGAGAUGCAGAUGACAUCAUUGGCACUGUUCGAGUUGAAGACGGCAAGGUUAUUCCCUCUACUUACGAACGUAUGCCGUCCUACAGAAUCUGUACAUCUGAUGGCUUGACCACGCUAUCAGACGGCCUCGCUUCGACGCUUGUUGGAAAACUUCUCGAGACUCAUCGCCAUGAAAGACUUGAACCCUGACACCUGUUCACCGAUAAACUGAUAUGAAACUUCAGAACCAAAAUGGACGUUAGCAUGCCACCGCCCUCUAUUCAUUCUUGUCAUUCUAAAGAACUACACAACGUAAUGUAAUUGUGUGCCUCGUACGAG